CGAGUCUGCGGGGCUCUCCUUCCAGCGGCGCGGGGGCUUCGCGGGCCGGGCGGCACGGCAGAGAUGCGCUCGACGCCGGGGCUGCCGACGCCGGGGGCCUCGCUGGUGCUGCGGGUGUCCUUCGUGGACGUGCAGCCCGAAGUGAUCCCCGUGCAGCUCUGGGGGCUGGUGGGCGAGCAGCAGGACGAGUACGUGAGGCUGAGCCGGGAGAUCCAGGAAGCGGCGGCGGCUGCGCGCGGCCCGUGGGCGCUGGGCGGCGCCUCAGCCUCAACGGGCGAGCUGUGCCUGGUGCAGGCGGGUCUGCUGUGGCAACGCGGCCGCGUGGUCAGCCGGCAGGCGCAGGAGAGCCGCGUCUUCCUGCUGGACAAGGGUCGCACCAUCACGGCCGGUGCGGACUCGCUGGCGUCUGGGCGCAAUGAGUUCUUCCACAUGCCGUCAGAGGUGCUGGGCUGCGUGCUGGCUGGCCUGGUACCUGCAGGUGGUGGCGGCGUGGGUGGGGGCAAGCCCCAGCACUGGGCUGCCAGCGCCGUGGACUUCCUUAGCAACCUGCAGGGCAAGGAGAUGCACGGACGGGUCCUGGACGUGCUGCUGCUCCACGGCCUGGUCCUCCUGGAGGUGCCCGAGCUGUACCAGCAGAUGCAGGAGCUCGGCUUGGCCCGGCAGGUACCCGACGGCCUUUUCCGCUCCCUGCUCAAGCACUACCUCUCAGCCACCGCAGCUGUCCUGGGCCCCGGGGCCCCUGUCGUCCCACGAAUCCCACCCAAGCAGGAGCAGCCUGGCCUGGAUUACUUCUACCCCCAGCUGCAGCUGGGCGUGACGGAGCCCAUGGUGGUCACCCAGGUGUGCCAUCCCCACCGCAUUCACUGUCAGCUCUGCAGCCUCUCACAGGAGAUCCACCACCUCUCUGAGAGCAUGGCCCAGAUAUAUAGGGGUUCCCCCGGGACAGGGGAUGAGAACUAUACCAGUGCUACCUGGGAGGAGAGCCCAGACAAGCCGGGUUCUCCGUGCGCAUCCUGCGGGUUGGAUGGACAUUGGUACAGAGCUCUCUUGCUUGAGACUUUCCGGCCCCAGCGCUGUGCCCAGGUACUUCAUGUGGACUAUGGAAGGAAGGAGUUAGUGAGUUGUAGUAGCCUUCGCUACUUGCUGCCCGAAUAUUUUCGAGUGCCCGUGGUGACAUACCCUUGCGCUUUGUACGGACUCUGGGAUGGUGGCAGAGGCUGGUCUCAGUCACAGAUUGGUGACCUGAAGGCACUGUUUCUGGGCCAGGCAGUGGAUGCAAAGAUUGAAUUUUACUCUUCCUUUGAGCAUGUGUAUUACGUCACCCUGUAUGGAGAAGAUGGGAUUAAUCUUAACUGUGUGUUCGGAGUGCAGUCCUGUUGCUUGGCUGACCGAUUCCUUCAGAGCCAGGGAAUAGAGGAGGAGGAGGAGGGCGGGGAGGAGGAACUGGAAACAGCUUUUCAGUCUCAGUCUUCUGCUGAAGAAGUGGAUGAAGAGAUUUCACUCCCAGCCUUGACAUCUAUCAGGUUAAAGAUGAACGCCUUCUAUGAUGCCCAGGUGGAGUUUGUGAAAAAUCCUUCUGAGUUUUGGAUUAGGUUGAGGAAACACAACGGCACCUUCAGCAAAUUGAUGAGGAGAAUGUGCGGUUUCUAUGCCUCUGCCAGUAAGCUGGAUGGUGUUGUUUUGAAACCUGAAGCCGAUGACCUUUGCUGUGUGAAAUGGAAAGAAAGGGGCUAUUAUCGGGCUAUGGUCACCCGAUUAAACGACAAGAGUGUGGAUGUAUUCUUCGUUGACCGGGGCAAUUCAGAAAAUAUGGACCUGCAUGAUGUGAGAAUGCUGCUCCCUCAGUUUAGGCGGCUACCAAUACUGGCCCUGAGGUGCACCCUGGCUGAUAUUUGGCCUUUGGGAAAAACUUGGAGCCAGGAGGCAAUUUCCUUUUUUAAAAAGACUGUGCUCCACAAAGAAUUAGUUAUCCAUGUCCUUGAUAAGCAGGAUAGUCAGUAUGUUAUUGAGAUUCUUGAUGAAUCAAUAACAGGGGAAGAAAACGUUAGUAAGGUAAUUGCUCAGGCUGGAUUUGCCAAGUAUCAGGAAUUUGAAACAAAGGAAAAUAUUUGCAUAAGUGCCCAGUCUCCAGGGCAUGUUUCAAACCAUUUUACUGCAGACAAUAACAAAACAUCUGCCGAGAAGGAAGUAGAACACAAAGUCAAGAGAGAGGGUGAAACUACAGCUGUUCCAGAAACUGUGAAUGACACAACAGUUGUGACAAACGUUUCAACUGGACUAGUUGUACAGGACAAAGAGAAAAGAGUGUCUGUUUUUUCUCCUCUUGUACAGAAUUUCUUGGGCAUUAAGCCAGGCUCUUCUUGUAAAGAGGAGCUAGAAGUUGGAAGUACAGUAGAAGUCAAAGUGUCUCAUGUUGAAAACCCUGGCUAUUUCUGGUGCCAGCUGACCAGGAACAUAGAAGGAUUUAAAGCUCUAAUGUGUAGUAUUCAAGACCAUUGCAAGAAUACAGCUACUCCCUACCAGGGAACCACCCCUGCUUGUUUGGCAAAACGAACAGCAAAUGGAAAAUGGUCCAGAGCUCUGAUUACUGGGGCACAAUCUUCAGAGCAUGUCAAUGUCAUAUUUGUAGAUUAUGGAGAUGAAGAAACGGUAUCUGUGAAGAAUAUUUAUUCAAUUAGUGAAGAGUUUCUCAAGGUUAAGGUUCAAGCUUUUAGGUGCAGCCUUUAUAAUUUAAUUCAACCAACGGGUCACAAUCCUUUUGUUUGGGAUGAAAAGGCAAUCCAAGCUUUUAGUGAAUUUGUGCAUAAGGCAUGGAAGACAAUCGAGUUAAAAUGCACAAUAUUUGCUUUGGCUUCCAUUCACAUUGAAGAACUGUUUAAUGUCGUGGAUUUGCUAACACCUUUCCAGAGUGCGUGCCAUUUUUUGGUAGAACAGAGACUUGCAAGACCAGUAAAACUUCAGAAGCCUCUGGAGUCCUCUGUUCAGCUCCGUUCUUACUACUAUUCUACACAUGAUAUGAAAAUUGGAAGUGAAGAAUCAGUGUAUAUAACCCAUAUCGAUGACCCUUGGACAUUUUAUUGCCAGCUGGGAAGAAAUGCAAAUAUUUUAGAACAGUUGUCAUAUCAUAUUACACAAUUAAGUAAAGUUUUGCUGAAUUUAAAAACAUCUCCCUUGGUCCCCAGCAUAUUGUGCCUUGCCAGGUAUUCUGAUGGAAACUGGUAUAGGGGGAUAAUCAUAGAAAAAGAACCAAGUAAAGUCUUUUUUGUUGAUUUUGGGAAUAUUUAUGUGGUAACAAAUGAUGAUCUGCUUCCAAUACCUAGCGAUGCAUAUGACGUCUUACUUUUGCCCAUGCAAGCCAUUAAAUGUUCAUUAUCUGAUAUUCCUGAUCAUAUACCAGAAGAAGUUACAACGUGGUUUCAGGAGACUAUUUCAGAUAAGUCAUUGAAGGCUUUGGUUGUAGCAAAAGAUCCAGAUGGAAGACUGAUUAUAGAACUAUAUGAUGACAGUAUUCAAAUUAAUGCUAGUAUUAAUGAGAAGUUAGAACUCCUGGGUUCCAAAGGUGGGACAAGAAAAAAAGAAAAUGAAUCACUCCUCUCUACAACUGAAACUCUUGAAGCAAAAAAGGAAGCUGUGAAGUUGUCACCUACAAAGCAUUUAAGUAAAUCAAUAGAGAACAAAUCAGACAGUUUGGCGAUCUUAGGAGAAUCAUACAAACCUAAGGUCAGCUCAGCAUGUAAAGACAUCAAAUUUUUAUGCAGUUCAAUGAAGACAAACUUAGUCACUCAAUAUCAGGACUCUGUGGCAAAUAAAAAUAAUCAAGUGUCUCCAUUACCAGUAGAAAAGAAAUUAGAAAGUUCGGCUGAGCCCCCUUUGAAAGCCACAAAACUAGAAGCCACUCUUCCAGAGAGAAAAAUAGGAGAUUCAUGUAACAAAGGUUUGCCUCUAAAAUUUUCUGAGUUCCCUCAGAAGACUAUAAUGCCUGGCUUUAAAACAACUGUAUAUGUUUCUCAUAUAAAUGACCUUUCAGACUUUUAUGUUCAACUAACAGAAGAUGAGGCUGAAAUUAAUCAUCUUUCAGAGAGGUUAAACACUGCUAGAACACGACCUGAAUAUUAUGCAGGUCCACCUUUGCAAAGAGGAGAUAUAAUAUGUGCUGUUUUCCCAGAAGAUAAUUUAUGGUAUCGUGCUGUGGUCAAGGAACAACAACCCAAUGACCUUCUCUCUGUGCAGUUUAUAGAUUAUGGCAAUGUUUCUGUGGUUCACACCAACACAGUAGGCAAACUUGACCUUGUUAAUGCACUAUUACCCAGACUGUGCAUUCACUGUUCCUUAAGGGGCCUUGGAGCUCCUAAGAUUUUAAACCAUAAGGAAAUGAUGCGUUACUUUUCCCGAAGGACAGAGGAGGCUCAACUAAGAUGCGAAUUUGUUCAAUUUCAAGACAAAUGGGAAGUUAUUCUUGCUGAUGAACAUGGGAUCAUAGCAGAAGAUAUGAUGAGCAGAUAUGCUUUCAGUGAAAAAUCUCAAAUAGGACUUUCUACCCAAAUAAUUAAAGGUGCCUGUUCAAAGUCUGUCAACAAAACAGACAUAGACACUUCUGUAUUUCUUAACUGGUAUAAUCCAAAGAUGAAGAUGAUACGAGCUUAUGCCACGGUGAUCGAGGGACCUGAAUAUUUUUGGUGUCAGUUUGCGGACACAGAGAAACUUCAGUAUUUAGAAGUGGAAGUACAAACUGCUGGAGAGCAGGUGACAGCUUGGAGAAGCUGCAUCCCCUGCCCUCAUAUUGGAGAUCCUUGCAUAGUGAGAUACAGAGAAGACGGGCAUUAUUACAGGGCUCUUGUCACCAAUAUUUGUGAAGAUUCUCUUGUGUCCGUCAGGCUUGUGGACUUUGGAAACGUUGAAGACUGUGUGGACCCCAAAGCCCUCUGGAACAUCCCUUCUGAACUGUUGGCAGUUCCCAUGCAAGCCUUUCCAUGUUGCCUCUCAGGAUUUAAUAUUUCAGAAGGUGCAUGCCCUCAAGAGGGAAAUGACUACUUUUAUGAAAUAGUAACAGAAGAUAUUUUGGAGAUAACAAUAUUAGAAAUCAAAAGGGAUGUUUGUGAUAUCCUUUUAGCCAUCGUUGACUUGAAAAGCAAAGGCGAAAGUAUUAGUGAGAAAAUGAAGAAAUAUUCAAAGAUUGGUGUGAGUGACAGUGACCUGCCCUAUGAAAAAAAUGGCCCAGACAUAAAGGGAGCUCUUGGGUCCCCCGGUCCCGAUGUUGGACUUCAGAAAUCAAGUAGCAAAGCUGGACAAGAGAAAGCACUCUAUGUCGAAUCACAGACAGGUAAGCUCUUGGGAAGAAUUGACAAAGACUUAAACAUCAUUGAAACCAAACCAGGUAAAUUCUUUGAGCCUAAAACUGAUAACAUUUUUGAAAAUUUUGAAAACCCAGGCAAAGAUGAAAUUGGCACUGAGAUGCUGGAAGAUAAAGUCGAGUGCCAUCUGGGUGACAAAGCAAAGUUUGAUGAUAAAUACCUAAUUACAGGAUUUAGCACAUUGUUACCACAUGCCACCGAAACAAAGGAGACACUGGAACUGAAUUCCCUUGAGGUGGAGCUUUCUCCUGAUGAUGAGUCCAAAGAAUUCCUGGAGCUGGAAUCCAUUGAAUUGCAACAUUCCUUAGUUGCAGAUGAGGAGGAAGAAGAGCUGGGCCUGAUGCCUCUGUCUGUGCCUCUUUCCCAAGGCUGUGACCCAGCGGCCACCCUGCCACCAUUGCCAGGGCUACUGCCCCUCAACUGUGAAGCCAAGAAACAGCCUGAACUAGAAUUACCUACAGCCCAGCUGUGUCUAGAGGACAAAAUAAACCCUUUGUCUUUAAGAGUUAGUCAGAAAGCCCAAGAAUCCCUGGGUGCUGACGACACAAGAAGGUCCAGUUGUGCGGAAUGCUUUGAUGAGCAUAGGCUGUGCCAGCACAGAAAGACUUGCUAUGCCAAGAUGCAGAUUGAAAUGAAUAUCUAUAAAGAAGAAUUUACAGAAUGUACAUCUCUGUUUAGAGAUGCCGUGUCAUCGUUGAACUCUGUGUUUUCUGAAGAAGAACCCAGAAGGAAACACAAUCACACUUUACCAGAUCAUGUCUCGGCUCAACCAGAGAACACCUACACUCUGAAAGGAUUUACUGUCGGAUCCAAAUGUGUUGUGUGGUCAAGUCUAAGAAACACGUGGUCUAAAUGUGAGAUUUUGGAAAUAGCUCAAGAAGGCACAAGGGUUUUGAACCUUUCAAAUGGAAUGGAAGAGGUAGUGAACCCUGAGAAUGUCUGGAAUGGCAUACCCAAAUUGGAUAAGAGUCCAUGUGAGAAAAGAGGUCUGGAGAUAAUAGAGAUUUAACUGCGUCCAUAAACGUGGCCUGUCAGUCAGAAGCUGCUCUUAAACAAGUGCUACCUUGCCCAGACCAACAGAAUAUAUCAGAAAAUUGAGGGCACGUAGUCAUAAGAAGUUGUCGUUUCCGAAAAGCUUGAUAUGUGUCAAAAACAAAACAGAUCUC
This is a messenger RNA of Kogia breviceps (pygmy sperm whale), 6517 nucleotides long. RefSeq names its product tudor domain containing 6 (gene TDRD6). NCBI's taxonomy places the organism in Eukaryota, Metazoa, Chordata, Mammalia, Artiodactyla, Physeteridae. The record is from RefSeq and is a predicted model, not a curated record.